GCUAGAAUAUGGACGUAAUUAUGAGGAAAAUAAUGAUAAAGUAGCAGGAAAAAAAGCAUUAGUUAUUAAAGAUUGUGAGUUUGAUGUACUUGAACCUGAUGAGUUUAAGUUUUACACUUUAACAACAUCAUCUAUUAAUGAUUUGUUCAGAAAUAAGAACUUAAUUUUAAAAGGUCAAUUAGGUGCUCCAAAUACUGCGAACAUGGGUUUAUCAAUUGAACAAGAAAAUACACGACAACAUAAUUCUGAAGAAACGGCAAGAUUUGAACUCAAAAAUAUUGUCAAGGCAAAAAUAUCCAUUGCUCACAAAAUAAAACCCACUGAUGAAUUUAUUAACGAAGUAAAAAAUGCAAUCGUUUGUGAAGAUCUAAAUAGAUUAAAAAUAGUUACUAAAAAAUUUGGACAAUUUGUUCCUACGGUUAUUUUAUUUGGUGGAAGACUACAUUACAAAGUUAUAACAUACACAAACAAAAAUUCAGAAAGCAAUAAAAAUAUCAUUUCAGGAAGUCUAGAUGUUUAUAAACAAAAUCUAGAGACUCAAUGUGGAGUUGAUGUAACUAGUGAAAAUAAAAAUUCCACACAACUCCAAAAUUCAUUUAUUUUUGGUGGCGAUAAAAUAAAAAUAAUCCAGGGUAAGGAAGACGAUUGGAUAUCUUCAUUACAAGACUUUAGGCAUUGGGAAAUAAUCGAAUUUCAGGAGUUUAUUAGCAUAUUUGAAUUGUUAGAUAAUGAGCUAAAAGAUAAGAUUAGAAUAUUAAGUGGUAAAAUGAUUAUUUAUUCUAAUAUUCAAGAUCAUGACUUUAAAAUGCACGAUCUUAAUGUUAUCGACUUGAAGAUGCCCCCAAAUAUCAUAUCCAUAUUUUCUAAUAAAGGCAUUUUUGAUCCGCAAGUUUUUGCUAAGGUGUCUAAUACCGAAGAAGAUGAAAACAUCUUCACUUGUACAUUAUAUACUCCACUGUAUUCAAAUAUUCCGAAAAUUAUUAUUAAUUGCAUUCAAUCUAAUAAUGAGCAACAAAAGGAAUAUCAUGUUAAAAUAAGUUGGUUUGUUGUUGGAUAUGAUUCAAGUUUACAUUCAAUCUUCGAUCCAGCACGUAUUCAAAGUGAGACAAUAGAAUAUAAUGGAUAUCUUGAAAAAAAUGGUUAUAGAGUCAAAGCACCCAUUGUACUAUGUUGCAUGCCUGUACUUUUUGAGUGGGAUCAAAGUUACAAGAUUGACAAGGAUCUGAUCAUUGGACAUCACUUUUUUAGACAUGAUAAUGAAAUACGCAUAUAUUUUUAUGGAUAUGAAUCAAGUAAGAAACAUUUAAGAGAAAUCGAGUUACCUUUUGGGUUUAAAUUCAAUAUUCUCUACACCGGCCAUUCAUCUUGUCAUCCAAAUUACGAUGUAUUUAACUAUUUUAAAGUCGACAGAAAUUCACCUGCUAAAAAAAUGUAUUUAAAAAUAAAAAACGUGAGACAAAAUGCUGAUAAUACUUACAACAAAUUCUCAGAAUUUAUCAGUUUGUAUAAGGAGGAAAAGGAUCAAUUUGGAAUUUUUAAUCCUGAGCCUGAGGACCAAGCGGCACUACUAGCUGAGGGUGAGGGUGAA
Messenger RNA from Racocetra persica, 1588 nucleotides. Lineage: Eukaryota; Fungi; Glomeromycota; Glomeromycetes; Diversisporales; Gigasporaceae. The record is from the annotation of a GenBank genome assembly.